AUGUCAAAUAAAAGUAAAAAUAAUGAAAAUUAUACGAUUAUUAUUGACUCAAAAGAUUUGAAACAGAAACAAGUAAUAAAAGAAGAUGAAACAUUGACUGCUGAACGACGUCCAAAAAAUGACGACGAGCUAUUUUCUGAGUGGUUGAUGCUAAAUGAACGGCCAAUCAUAGAGGACGGCGACCUUGCUACUCCUAUUCAAAAGCAAAACUUUUCGUUAAAAGUACCUGAUUCAAUUAUCAUGCCAACAAAUACUAUUUCAUCAACCGACAGUAAAUAUCUGGCUUUAGAUUGUGAAAUGGUUGGCAUUGGUGAAAGGGGCAUAGAAUCAGCGCUCGCUCGGGUGAGCAUAGUUGAUUUCGAGUGCAAUCGCGUUUUAGAUGAGUAUGUAAAACCUGAACAACCUAUUACGGAUUAUCGUACAGAAUAUAGUGGAAUUACCAAAGACUCGCUGAUAAAUGCGAGCUCGCUAAAAGAUGUGCAAGGAAAAGUCUCCGAGAUUAUCAAAGACAAAAUUGUCGUUGGUCAUUCUAUCCAUUUAGAUUUUAGUGCAUUACAACUCCCCCAUCUACCCGAAUUGACGCGUGAUAUAUCCAUUUACGGAGGCAUUCGAAAUAAGCUUCCAAAAAACAAGGUACCGUCUUUGAAAACGCUAGCAAAAAAAUUUCUCGAUAUAGACAUUCAAUCUGGUGAACAUGACUCUAUUGAAGACGCCACAGCAACAAUGAAUAUAUACAAACACUUUCAAGCGAAAUGGGAGAAAGACAUAGAAAAUUACGGAUUUCAAGCGACGAUUUAUGAAACUCCAAAGUGUUUCGAUUGUAACUCAAUACUGCAUUUUAGAAGCAAUUGUCCCUAUAAUAGUUUAAACUAA
Molecule: messenger RNA, 873 nt
Organism: Ambispora leptoticha
Lineage: Eukaryota; Fungi; Glomeromycota; Glomeromycetes; Archaeosporales; Ambisporaceae
Source: the annotation of a GenBank genome assembly